AUGGAAGCACGAAAUGAUGCACGUGAAGAUUAUUUCAGUGAUAAUCGGUGGAAUGAUUUGCAAGAAUGGUUUGCAUCAGAAUCGAGGGACAAAGAAGCAGAUGUUGUCUUCAUUGGUGAUGACCAUAUCGCUUUUCUUGAACAAACUUCGAUUUAUCGUGAAAGUAUUGCCCCAAUGCAUUGCUUGUGUUUUGGAGCAAUUGGUGAUAGGAUCACAAAUUUAUUAUGGCGAUUAAAUAAUAAUAUUCUGGAAGGAUUAGAUCCAAAGGUAAUUGUGGUUUCAAUUGGUAAUUCGGAUUAUAAUUUAAAUAAAAAUGAAAUGCUUGAAGGUUUAAAGUGCGUGGCUGGCACGGUCAAGUCGCAAAAGCCUAAUGCAAGGCUGUAUUUCCUGAAACUUCUUCCCAGCGGACGAAGGCCCAACAAACGCCGAGAUUUUGUAAAUUGUGUUAACGAUGAGUUGGAGAAAAUAUUAAGUGGAAUCGCUGAAGUCAUUGAUAUCGAGCCAUCAAUUCAAGGUGCGAAUGAACAUAUUGAUGCUCAUGAUAUGUUUGAUUAUGUACAUUUAACACAGGAAGGAUAUCGAAAAAUAUUCGAGCCAGUUCUAGUAGCUGUCUCCGCUGCUUUAAAUCCCGAUCAAUAG
Molecule: messenger RNA, 639 nt
Organism: Dracunculus medinensis (Guinea worm)
Lineage: Eukaryota; Metazoa; Nematoda; Chromadorea; Rhabditida; Dracunculidae
Source: the annotation of a GenBank genome assembly